This is a messenger RNA of Nicotiana attenuata, 4632 nucleotides long. Its product is annotated as ETHYLENE INSENSITIVE 3-like 3 protein. The record is from RefSeq and is a predicted model, not a curated record. Gene Ontology annotation, molecular function: DNA binding; DNA-binding transcription factor activity. Bases 719 to 2704 code for a protein of 661 amino acids. The transcript is spliced from 2 exons. NCBI's taxonomy places the organism in Eukaryota, Viridiplantae, Streptophyta, Magnoliopsida, Solanales, Solanaceae. Gene Ontology annotation, cellular component: nucleus.
CUCCCCACUGUUGUUUUUCUGACCCCUCGCUCUCUCUCUCUCUCUCUCUUCUUUAUACACUUCAGAAAUACAUCGUAUCUGCAUAUAUAUAUUUUCUUGAUUUUUAAAACCCUUUUUUGCCCCUUUUUAUUUUCUUUCCUUUUGGUGGGAUCCUUUUUCCUUUAUGUUCCAAAGGCAACCUUUCUUUUUUUUUUAGGUUGAAGAGAAACUCUUGAAAAUAGACACGGCUGUGAUGGAUGAGAUUGGAGUUGAUGUCAGGUUAGAAAGUUGAAUUUCCCACCUCCCAAUAAAAUUAUUAAUUCUUCUUUUUCUUCUCUGUUUGUAGAAUAUUUUUGUAUAUUUUCUUGUUGAAUUUGUUAAACUGAUGUAAAAUUUUGAUAGCGGUGAACAAUUCUUCUAUCAUUUGACAAGAAUUGUAAUUUUUAGGAACUUUUGGCUUUGUCAUCUUUUGGGUUUUAUUUAGGGGGUUUGAGCUGUUGGGUGUGUGAGUAGUAAUUUAAAGUUACAAUUUUUUGGUUGUGUUCAUGAAUUAUUGGAAAUUCUGACGUGGGUCCAUUUUGAGAAUUCAAGAAAUGAACUUGAAUAUUGAGAAAUGAGUAUUUGGUAAUUGCAGUGUGUAUUGGAUUUUUGUCAAUUCUUGAUUUUUGUGAACAAUUUGAGGAUUGUUGUUUGUUUAUUGGGUGUAUAUAUAGUAUUUUUUUCCUUUCAUUUGAUUUGAAUGGAGUACUGUAUGAUUGAUGCUGAUGGAUUGGGCAACAGCUCAGACAUUGAAGUCGAUGACAUAAGGUGCGAUAAUAUAGAGGAAAAAGAUGUGAGUGAUGAAGAGAUUGAUCCCGAGGAAUUGGAGAGGCGAAUGUGGAAGGAUCGCGUCAAGCUCAAGAGGCUUAAGGAAAGGCAGAAACUUGCUGCACAGCAAGCUGCAGACAAGCAGAAGAAUAAGCAAACCACUGAUCAAGCUCGGCGGAAAAAGAUGUCAAGAGCUCAAGAUGGGAUUUUGAAGUACAUGUUGAAGCUCAUGGAGGUUUGCAAGGCUCGAGGAUUUGUUUAUGGCAUCAUACCCGAGAAGGGAAAACCAGUGAGCGGUGCGUCUGAUAACAUAAGAGCUUGGUGGAAGGAGAAGGUGAAGUUUGAUAAGAACGGUCCUGCUGCAAUAGCAAAGUAUGAAGCAGAAUGUCGUGCGAAAGGAGAGGGCGUUGGUAAUCAAAAUGGUAACCCGCAAAGCGUUCUGCAGGAUUUGCAAGAUGCAACAUUGGGAUCCCUUUUGUCUUCUUUAAUGCAACAUUGUGAUCCACCUCAGCGGAAGUUCCCGCUGGAGAAAGGUGUCUCACCGCCCUGGUGGCCAACAGGAAACGAGGAAUGGUGGACGAAAAUGGGACUGCCUAAGGGUCAGAAACCGCCGUACAAGAAGCCGCAUGAUUUGAAGAAAAUGUAUAAAGUUGGUGUUCUAACUGCUGUUAUAAAGCAUAUGUCACCUGAUAUCGCAAAGAUCAGGAGACUAGUCCGGCAGUCAAAGUGUUUACAGGACAAGAUGACUGCGAAGGAGAGCUCAAUAUGGUUAGCUGUCUUAAGUAGAGAGGAGUCCACUAUCCAGCAACCGAGCAGUGACAAUGGGUCAUCCAGCAUAAGCGAGGCACCUAAUAGAAUUCGCGGUGAAAAGAAGAAACCUUCUGUUGAUAGUGACAGUGAUUAUGAUGUUGAUGGUGUCAAUGAUGGUAAUGGCUCUGUUUCAUCUAGAGAUGAGAGGGGAAAUGAACCAUCGAAUGCUCGUCCUCAAUCUCAUCAAGGUAAGGAGCAAGGAAAUGGACAACGUCGAAAAAGAAAACGUGCUAGGUCGAACCCUCAACAGACUCAACUAUCUCUCAACAACCAGCAACCUGAUGAUGAGGCUAGAAAUACCUUACCUGAUAUAAACAAUUCAAAUGUGCAGUUUGCCGGGCACAUCACAAAUGAAAGCCAACCAGAGAAGGAUCAACCUGAAUUACAAUUAAGAGACUCUAACCUUUCCGUGGUUCCAUCAACUAAUGCGGUCUCUACAGAGGAUGCAUUCAUCAGCAAUGGGCCAUCAAUUUAUCCAGUGUUGGAAAACUCUGAGGUUGUCCCAUAUGAAUCGAGAUUUCAUCUUGGAACUCAAGAUUCUGUUGUGCAGCACCAGCUUCAUGAUACUCAAUUGCAGAGCAGACCCCAAUUUUCUGGGAUGAAUAAUGAACCUAGAAGUUCCAUAUUUCAUUAUGUACCUCCAAACAAUGGGUUACAUAAUGGACCUGAAAAUUCUGUCCUACAUCAUGAAUUACAGGAUCCCGGUUUUGCUCAUGGAUCUCAAUAUCCUAACUUGCAUCAACCUCAUAUAUAUCAAUAUUAUACACCGUCAGCUGAAUUCGUGUCAGCUCAUGAUGAACAGCAGUCUCAUUUGGCGUUCAAUGAACCUCAGAUUAAAACAAAGGAUUCUGGAGUUAGGUCAUCAGUGCUUCAUGGAAGUAGAAAUGAUAUUGCCAGAGAAGACCACCGUUAUGGAAAAGACACAUUUCAGCAUGAUCAUGAUAGGCCUGUUGAGAUGCAUUUCGCAUCUCCAAUUGCUGGUGGCUCACCGGAUUAUGCUAGACUCAGCAGUGCAUUUAACUUUGAUCUUGAUGUCCCAAGUACAUUAGAUACUGGUGAUUUUGAACUAUUCCUUGAUGAAGACGUGAUGACAUUCUUUGCCUCGUAAACAACUAUGCGAAAAAUACAACAUUUAGAAUGUACCUGAAAACUGCUGCAACAUAUAGUUAGCUGAAGUGAGUCCUCUCAUAAAUGAGAACCUGGACUGUAAGUUAUGGUAUCGGCUGUCAAAAUGUAAAUUCAGUAGCAGAAAUUCUUUUUUUUUCCUCCUUUUCUUGGCAAGUCUUUUACAUGUUGCAGACCUGUGCUUCGCGUAAUUGGGAUAGUUUCUGAUUGACAAAAGGCAGGAAAGCCAGAGUUCCUUCUCAUCUUCUUUAUUCAUAGCAAACUUUCACGUCAUGCUAAGAAAUGAUAUCUCAAGUGCUACAAAUCAAAAUGGUUACACGUAUUUGUUCCAUUCUUGAGGAAAAGCAUUAGUACAGGUUCCAGUGCUCAUUUCGAGGUUCUCAUUCUUUAUAAUAUGGAUACCACAUUCAUCAACAGCCUAAUUAACAUGCCAAGUAGGCUUCAUUAAUUUGUGGAGCAGUUUGUGCCAUUUGUUCUGGAAAAUGGUAAGGUAAUAACAAGAGUAAAUGAAGAGGGGAUAAAGCAAUGGAAAUCCUUACGAGUGGUCUGAGUCUCGACACCAACUUUCCAAUCCUUGCGGAGUUGAACUGGAUCUGUGCAAAGUAGGAGGUAAAUCUGUACAUAAGAGGAAAUUUAGCUGAAUACCGAGGGAAAAAAUAUAAAUCAGCACUGCUUCCCCUACCCCUCCCAACUUUCAACCCUUGAACAACCCAUUAUCUAAGUUUGAGUGUGUGAAGAUUCUCUUGUAAUGCCAAAGAGAUUGACUUUCUACGGUCUACUUUAAGCUAAAGUCUCUGCUGUCAUUCCUGUCACAAAAUCCCAACUUGACACCAUCUUAGUUACAAUAGCUUAACAUCACCUUAGCGUUGUCUUAUUGAGCAUCAAAAGUUGAACAUAUGACUUCAUUUUUAUGUUCCAUCUUAAAAAUGCAUUAUUAUUGGUUUUACAUUGAGUUGUGCUUUUGUUCUCACUCCAGAGAGUGAAGAGUCAAAAUGAAAAUACAAUACACCGAAAUCAGCAAAGAAUGGGAAAUCACAUAAUCCUGGAUGAUAUGAUUUAUAAGAAUAGCAUAAUACAAAUGAUCAUUUUAAUUUUUUUUUCCCUUUUCAAAAAAUGAUCUUCAUUUUCCCUUUAUCCUUUGUUGUCAAAUACAAAUGGGAGUAUGGGACUGUUGAGCAUGACUAAUUAUGACAUCCAGAAAAGAGCUUGUGCAUCUCAAAUUAUGUUUAUGAUGAACCCUAAUCUUGACUGCGGAUGAUGCUUUUGUAAUGAUUUUUUAAUGAGUGCAUCUUGGAAUUUAAAAAGCACUUGAGCAAUGCACUAGUUUGCUGUUUUUUAAAUCAUUUAGUUGUUGACACUUUACUCUCGGGAGUGAGAACAAAAGCACAACUCAAUGCAGAAACAACAACAAUAUGUUUCUAAGUGAAAAGAGUUCGACUAAAGGCAAAAAAACAAAAAGAGUGCUGAGGUUCAUUGGGGCUUUAAGCCCCAAAGCGCAAACAAAGUGCGAGUUUUAAUGAAGAAACACCCAAAUGAAGAAAAUGGGAUAGCUAUAAGCCCAAACGAAAACUAUAUGGGCAAAUGGUUGAAAAUAUCUGAAAUUAAGAGAUAUAUUUUUUGUUUAGUCUUCCCUCUGCUAGACAUAGCCCAUAGUUGAUGAUUGAUGCGUACGUUAAUGCUUUGAUGCCUUGAAUUGAAAGCGAGCGAGGCACUCAAUAUGGCUAAAGCUUUCAUUCAUUGGGAAAGAUAACAGCUAUGUUGCGCGGACUCUCCAAAAUGUAGCCGCACCCGUGUCGGAUCCUUCAAAAAUGCACUACUUUUGGAGGAUCCGACACAUAUCCGGCCACAUUUUCGGAGAGUCCAAGCAACAUAGGAUAACAGGAUGUUCCAAUCUUUUGAGUUUUGAGCUUC